GGGCCUGAUCCAGCCAAGCAUGCAUACGGACCGUCCGACCGAGGCACACGCCGCUCCCAGUCCCUGGCGCCCGCGUCAUCGACUUGUUGCUGCCAACAUGCAAAAGACGACCCCGGUGCCUGUGCGGGACCAUCACUUACUGCUGUUCCAUGCUACCGUGUUUAG
Molecule: messenger RNA, 165 nt
Organism: Bipolaris zeicola 26-R-13
Lineage: Eukaryota; Fungi; Ascomycota; Dothideomycetes; Pleosporales; Pleosporaceae
Exons: 1
Source: RefSeq, a predicted model, not a curated record